AUGCGACUUAUGUUUGGACAGGAGAAAUCUUCGCAGUCUAAAGUUCGAAACAUAGGGACAAUCGAGGCUCUCAUGCUAAUGUCAGAAUGGCACCCUCGAUCCCUCCACUUCCCUCCAGAAAGCGAUGGCUGGGACUUUGAUCUCACGUCGGUUCCCCCGGAGCCGCAAGAGCUAGAGGAUUCUUCUUCUACAAAUCGAUGGCUGGAGGAUAUGAUCGAGCCAGCACGAAGAUCAGACCAGAUGUCAUGGAUGCUACUGGGUUCAGCUUUGUCUCUCGCGCACGAACUGGGUAUUUUCGAGCUUGAUGAGAAGAAGCUGGGUUAUGCGUCUGGUUACGAGGGAUUUAUAUCUGGUGAACAAAUCAAACUCCGCAGGCAACGGGUGCAGCGUUUGUUAUACGUAUACAUCAACCAACUCGCAUGGCGAAUAGGUUGUGUAUCGCUUAUGCCACAAAGCCUAAACCAUGCUAUUCUAGGACGGCGGGCGACAAAAGAGCUAAACCAAACCGGCGAUGAAUGGCUGAUAUUUAUGGAUUCCUGGAUGGAUCUGACGAAAUUGGCAAAAUCGGUCACUGAUAUGUUCUUUCCGACCGUCUCUUUUGCUAGGCAGCAACUGCAUAGUGGGAGGUACAUUGAAUUGCUGGAUCAUUUUCGUCCAAUACUGGACAAAUGGAAGGAAGAACAUCUCCAAGUACGAUCACUCAAGAAACAGUACUUUGAUAUUCUCUUCAUUGAAUAUCAUUUUGUUCGAGUCUAUACGCAUUCCGUCGGAAUGCAAGCAGUGGUAGAACGGGUGCUCGCAGACAGCGAUCCUCACGCGGAAGAGGUCCGCGCACUGAAUAUUGACCCAAUUGACUACGAAUACAUUCAGGAAGUCAUUGAUGGAUGCUGCCAGAUACUACAGAAAGUAAUUCAACUGGCUGAGAACGGGGUAUUACGAUUCUGCCCUGUCCGGAUAUUCCUUCGCAUCACGAGCUCGUCCAUCUUUCUCAUGAAGGCUCUUAGUUUGGGAACACGCCAAUCGACGCUGCGAGAGUCACUGGAUGUUCUCGAGCGAAGUAUACAAGCGCUAAGGUCGAACGCCUUGGAUGAUAUUCAUUUGAGCACUCGCUAUGCUGCGCUGUUGGACAUGCAUGUCGCGCGUUUGCGGAGGAACCUACUGGCAUCAUCAAAGACUGUCAAGUGUAACCAGGGAACAACCUCGAGACCCUCCAUGGGUGUCCCAUCGAGCACAGAUCAGGGUAACAACACCCCUAUGAUGGAUAUUCCAAUAUCACAAAAUAUGUCUGAUAUGGGGUACAUCCCGUCCCUCAAUGACAUCGCAGCUGACGAUUGGCUUUCUUUACCAUUUGACCCAUCAAUGGCACCAUUUGGCAUCAGUAGUGCAGGACAAUUUCCUGCAUAUGAAGGAGGAGCUCUGAACUUUAUUUGGAAUUUGCCGUCUUGA
This is a messenger RNA of Aspergillus bombycis, 1446 nucleotides long. RefSeq names its product putative C6 transcription factor. The record is from RefSeq and is a predicted model, not a curated record. Gene Ontology annotation, biological process: aromatic amino acid catabolic process; positive regulation of transcription by RNA polymerase II. The transcript has 2 exons. Lineage: Eukaryota; Fungi; Ascomycota; Eurotiomycetes; Eurotiales; Aspergillaceae. The coding region runs from base 1 to 1446 and encodes 481 amino acids. Gene Ontology annotation, molecular function: DNA-binding transcription factor activity, RNA polymerase II-specific. Gene Ontology annotation, cellular component: nucleus.